This is a messenger RNA of Gregarina niphandrodes, 1575 nucleotides long. RefSeq lists its product as hypothetical. The transcript has a single exon. The coding region runs from base 1 to 1575 and encodes 524 amino acids. The record is from RefSeq and is a predicted model, not a curated record. NCBI's taxonomy places the organism in Eukaryota, Apicomplexa, Conoidasida, Eugregarinorida, Gregarinidae.
AUGAAGGCCAAUGCAAGCGGAAGUGAAGGACUCUCGAGGUCAACUCGCAUGCUUAUGUUGAGUGGUUACGGUAGCGAAGCAGCGCAGGUCGUGGACUUGGACAUGCGUUCGUUAGAAGCGGAUCAAACCCGGGUUGCGAACGGGAUGCCGGAGGCGGGGCGCAUCGUUGAAGGGAGUGCCGACCAAGGGUUUGGUGAAGACGAAGAAACGCUCGGUGUCAUAAUGCAUUCCUGCUUCCUGUGGCCGGAUGGCGCAGACCGGGAACCAACAGAUGUGUUGCCUAUCAGAGACACGCAGCAUCGGGAGUGUAUGGACCGUCUGGAAACCAUGUUGAAGGCGAGAGUGAGGUCCCGGCUUAAUCCAGACAGGGCGCCGGGGCGUGCAAAGUGUGUUAGCAUCAACUCGGAUCACUGCCUCUGGCGGUGGGCCCGAGUGGCGGGGUUGUUGUAUGAACGACUGGAUCGGGACAGGAUUUUAAAGCUGUUGAAUUGGGUUGAGGAGCGCAUUGGUCGGCCCGCCGGAAUAACUAACCCAUGGUUCUUGGCGAAGCUUCUACAAACUUUCCUGCGUCAUUCUUCCGCUGCCGCCUGGAUGAGAAGGCUGCAUGUUCGGAUUGACGCCGGGGUCUGCAGCAGCGUGCGCCUUUACGAGGAAAAUGUAGGCCGCCGCUUCACGGGACUACCCCCCAUGGAAGACUCGGCCAUAACUCUAGUGGGUGCGGUUUCACAACUCUUUCACCUCUUCCUGUGGGCCAAACAAACCAGGACCCAUAAACCGGCCGUAUACAAAGCCGUACAGGAACGCCAGCUGCAAUGGACAGAUAAACUCGGCAUCGAACUCUCCGCCUUCUUGUACCGCGCAUUCGGAGAACAACGCUUCCGCUACCUAGCUCAAGCCGCCCGCCGGCUUUUUCCCUGCAGGAAAUUCCUCUCCGACCCUGCUGUACUCUCUUGCUUACUACGAGUCCUUGCCAUCUAUCGGCCCAAAACAAUCAAGCACUUUUGCAAAGGCCUCAAAUUCCCCUACCACAAAUAUCACAAAACCUUGCGAGUGCAUGUUCUUACCGAAGGAGACGACUUUUUCGGACGCCUCAGCCGCCUUCUACCCGUGACUGAUGAAGCGGCCACCGUGGCUAAACCUCCCGUGGCUAAACCUCCCGUGGUUGUCGCUCCACCUCCCGUCGCCAGAUCUGCCGUGGCUCCACCUCCCGUCGCCAGAUCUGCCGUGGCUCCCCCUCCCGUGGCUCUACCUCCCGUGGCUCCACCUGCCGUGGCUCUACCUCCCAUGGCUCCCCAGAAGGUGUGGCUACCAGACCCAUCCGACUUGCCGCCCGCCACCGUGACUCUGACGCCCGUUUCACAUCAAGCUGCGUGGAACUCCGCGAUCCAACACGCCCUGGCACUCCACGCCUUAGUUUUGGGAGAGAUUGCGAGUCCGCCCCCUUCCGUGGUUUCCCACGACCCGCUGGGCUUGCUCUUGCCGGCACGAAAGAAUGACCACAGUGUGUACGGCAAAAGGCGGAAGAUGGUUUCGGAUGGCCUGUGUUCGGAUACACGGGGCUCGGACGAGUCAUAA